Molecule: messenger RNA, 388 nt
Organism: Xiphias gladius (swordfish)
Lineage: Eukaryota; Metazoa; Chordata; Actinopteri; Istiophoriformes; Xiphiidae
Product: mediator of RNA polymerase II transcription subunit 27-like
Exons: 2
Biological process (GO): regulation of transcription by RNA polymerase II
Cellular component (GO): mediator complex
Molecular function (GO): transcription coactivator activity
Source: RefSeq, a predicted model, not a curated record
GACGUCAUCUCUGAGCGCCAGCAGCAGAGAAACAGGGAAAAUGGCGGACGUGGUGAACGUCGGGGUGAAUCUGGACGCUUUCUCUCACGCCAUCAGUGGCAUCCAGGCACUCCGCUCCAGCGUGAGCCGCGUCUUCGAGUCCCUGAAGGACGGCAUGAAGAAUCGGGAGACCCUGGAGGGCCGAGAGAAGCAGUUUAUUGCCGAGUUUCAGGACAACCUGCAGGCAGUCAACAGAGACCUCAAUGAGUUAGAGCGUCUAAGUGGUCUGGUCGGUCGUCCCUCAGAGUCUCAUCCUCUCCAUAACAGCGGUCUGCUCAGUCUGGAUCCAGUUCAGGAUAAAACACCUUUAUACUCUCAGCUUCUGCAGGCCUACAAGUGGUCCAACAAG